Alternaria alternata is the source of this 1640-nucleotide messenger RNA. RefSeq lists its product as hypothetical. The transcript is spliced from 6 exons. The record is from RefSeq and is a predicted model, not a curated record. Bases 390 to 1466 code for a protein of 358 amino acids. NCBI's taxonomy places the organism in Eukaryota, Fungi, Ascomycota, Dothideomycetes, Pleosporales, Pleosporaceae.
CAUCCUCAAGCGAAUCAAGCAAGAGCAAGGAUGAGAGAUUCAUGGUUUAGGUGAUUGAGGUCUCAGUGAUGACCAUCUUUUCCCCUAAAGAAUAUCAUCGACAUGUAAUGAACCAGAUUUGGGUCCGUGAAAGACAAGCUGCCUGAUCGUGAGGCUUCCUUCAGUUCUCCUACCUUCAGUCCGAUCCCUGUCAUAAAGAAUCCUUCCCCCAGUUUUCAUCGACGUCUCUUUAUCCGAAUCAAGAGUACGAAGCAUUGUGCAUGCGAUGCCAUGUGUACUCCUAUACCGCAGACUGUUCAGAGAAUGAACGCUUCAUAUAGCACAAUUUACCUCGUGAAGGCUGUCUAGCGCACCAACUUAUCCACUGUCUUCUGCAUCGGACUACAAAGAUGUCUGACCCUAAUGCAACGCUCAUCGAGUGCCGCGUUGAAUACGCCCUUGGAAGUGUCAUUAUAGCUGCAAGAUUCUUCACGAGAUGGAAGACAUUGGGAUGGCGAGGCUUCUACUGGGAUGACUUCUUUGCAUUUUGGUCGUGGGUAUUCUUCACUCUCAUCUACGUUAUGGUGGAGUAUCUCAGUAUAAUGGGUGCACCAAUAGCCAUGACCCAAGAGCAGCGUGAAGCACUCCCACCAGCGAUGCGAAAGUCGAUGCGAGAGGGUGCAAAGGGCAUGUUUGCCUCGUUCUACUUCUUGAUCUUCUUAGUUUGGAGUCUGAAAGGCUCGCUCAUUAUUCUCUUUCUGCGUUUGACGAGAAGUACUAGGCUCUACCAUUAUGUUCAAGCCGUGGGCGCUAUCUCGAUUGCUGCAUGUAUAGCUGCCAUCAUCACUCAAACCACACACUGCUUGCCUUUGAAGAGAAACUGGCAAAUUCUUCCUGACCCAGGCAAAGAGUGCUCAGCUGGCAUUGUGAUUAACAUUGUCAUUGCUGUCGGGAACGUCUUAGUGGAUGCUUUGUUGCUCGUUGUUCCUUUAUGGAUGCUGAAAGAUGCAAAGAUCAGUCUAUGGCGCAAAAUUCGAGUCAUCUUCCUCCUGUCUCUCGGUCUCUUCGUUAUGGGCAUGGCUAUCGCACGCUGCAUUUUGUCCAUCGGCACCUCCGUCCAAGUGGCUCUCUCUUCAGUGUGGGCACAACGCGAAGCCAUCGUGUCCAUAUUCGCAGUGAAUGCACCCGUAAUCAACAGCCUCUUUCGAGCAGAAACAUGGGCAACAAGACACUCUUCGAGCGGCUACGUAUCCAAGGACUCCCACAGGUCGCGGACAAAUACCAGUACGUUGGGAAAGAAGAAAAAGACCGGCUUCGAGAUAUACAAGAUGACGGAUAUCGAGACCAAGAUGACGGACUUUGAGACAAGCAGCAAAGAGAGCACGUCGGAAUUGUUCAAAGAUCCAAUGCUAUCUCCAGUGCCUUCGCAGUGGAGAUGUUCAGCGCGAGGAGCAAGUCGAGAUGGUAACCCCGGACGUAUGGCUUGAAGGGAUGCGGGAAGAUACCCAUAGCCCCUGAAGCUGUCGUAACGUCCCGCUGAUUGGCGCUGUUCUCCGGCAUUUCGAUUCCUUCCGCGGAGGAGAGGGAUUGCUUGACGCGUCCGCCUAGCAUUUGGUUACAUACAGCCUACCUUUCAUAUCGCACAUCACCGCAAAUGUAAC